AUGGCUUCGGCGGCCCACUGUCCGCUAUUAGGCUGUGAAAGACAAUUGGUAGGAUCUCGUACUCGGGGGAAAAACCUACGACAAGCCAGGGUGAGAGACUACCUCUACUAUGCCACGAAAAUCUGGUUGACUCUUACGCUGAAGUCUGACGAGUCGAGCUUGCUGGACGUGGCAAAGCAGUUCGACUUCAUUUCACCCGUCCGUAUGGAGCCUGGCACGCGGCAAGGCGAACCGACACAUCUCGAAUCUCCCAAGCAAGGCGGGCUGAAGCUACUGGAGCGCCUUCUAGGCCUACGAAAUGACAACAUAGUGUCCACCGAUGCCGUCUUUGUGUCUCUUGAUCUUGAGGUAGACGCAGAUCGACAGAAAUUACACCUAUUGACCGAGGAGCCGGUCGUUAGACAACUAGGUUUCGCGAGUCUGGACACGCGAGAUAUUCACGCCUCAUCCUUGCAUCAGCAUAAUCUGAGGAGCUUGAUAUCAGCUCAGAUGUUUCAGACUACCCCUAAGCCAUAA
Anthostomella pinea is the source of this 516-nucleotide messenger RNA. Lineage: Eukaryota; Fungi; Ascomycota; Sordariomycetes; Xylariales; Xylariaceae. The record is from the annotation of a GenBank genome assembly.